AUUAUUAAUUUUUAAUUAACUUUUGCCCACGUGUACAUGUUUAAUAUAAUUUGUUAAGGAGAAAUGUCCGACGAUGAAUUUGAUUAUGCUGGAACUAGUUACGUUUCCAGUUUUUUAUAUUUUAAUUUCAAUUCCGAAAAUAUAAAAAAGAAAUUCGGGAUUGGAAAACAAGAAGAAAUUGAAGAUACCGAAUAUACCGGCCCUGAAGAGCAGGAACCAACUAAAGAUGAAUAUAAUGUAGCGAAAUGGUUAAGACGAAAUGUGAAAACCAAAAAAACAAAGUUUUUAAGUCAUAAUGUGGAAUAUUUUACAGCAAACAAGGCCCUAGAUGCUCUUAUGAGUUCAAAAUUUGCUGAAGGAGAUAAUCCACUUUUUCCAUCAAGGGAACAUGCAAUAAAUUUCCUUCACAUUAUGUUGGAACAUAAGUUCUUCCAUCGUGCAAAAAAAGUUCCCGUAUAUUCAGACGAAUUGAAAUCAAGUAAAAAAAAGAUUCAAUCAGGAGAUGUUUCUUCAUCAGAAUCGAAAUCGCAACACAAAGAAACAAGUUGUAAUAAAGAUGAUAAACAUGAUAAAAAUACAGAUCAUGAUAGUUAUGCUGAAGGAGUUGGCGGUGGUGGUGCUAUUUCAGGAAGCCAAGACGAGAAUGGGGAAAAACAAAAUAAAGAAAAACGUAAAAGAAAAAUAAAAUUGGACAUGCAUGCAGAUCAGCAAUUUGUUGACGGAUCUGAAGCAUACGUUUGGAUUUACGACCCCAUACCUAUUCAUUAUUGGAUAUUUGGAUUGAUAUUGGUAUUAGGAGCAAUUGUUGUUUGUCUAUUUCCUUUGUGGCCACCAAUAUUACGUAAAGGAGUCUAUUAUUUAAGUAUAGCUGCCGCUGGAUUCUUAGUUUUUAUACUUGUUUUAACUAUAAUACGUUUAAUCGUUUUUGUUAUAAUAUGGAUUUUGUCGGGUGGUAAACUAUACUUUUGGAUAUUCCCCAAUUUAACUGAGGAUGUUGGAUUUUUUGCAUCAUUUUGGCCAUUAUAUGAAACUAAAUAUCAUAGUGAUAUAGAAAAUGCAAAAGCUAAUAAGAAAACAAAAAAGAAGAAAAAAGAUAAAGAUAGUGAUGCUGAAGUUGAAGCGGAAGCUGAAGCAGAAAUUGAGGUCGAAAAUGAAGCUGAAGAUAUAACACCCUUACUAGAAGAAAAAAUCGAAGCUGUAAAAGAGCACGAUGCUGAGCAUGAUGAGGAAUUGGCACAUUUGCAGCAUUGUGAAGAAUUUAGAAGAAGUGAAGAAUUUAGAAGAACACAGUCAAGUGAAUCGUCAAAUAAACAAACAAAUAAAUCAACCGAGAAAAAAGGCUCAGCGACAGAAAGUGAAUCAGAGUCAGGUUCUAGAUCAUCAACAGGAAAAGAUUUUGAAAUGGUUGACGAAAAUGAUGUUGAUACUUCGUAAAAUAUGGUUACUAGAAAAUUAUGGAAAAAUUAUUUGGCUUCUUUUUAAAUAUAAAAAACCAGAGGAAAAACUGAAAAAAGUUAAGCUAAACUAAUUAAAAGCUAAAUUUUUAAUUCAUGAAUAUUCCCUAUUUAUAAAAUAAAACACAAUUGAUAAAACACAAAAAAAUAAUAAAGAAAAACACUACUACUUAAUAUAAAAUUAAGGAAUUUUUUAACACUAACAUCUUAGGUUAACACAAAUAAUUAUUUGUAUUUCUUAAAAAAAAUAAAACAAACCGAAUUCAUCAACUAUUCAAAUCAAAUAGAGGUAAAAUUAAAAUAGUACAAUUUUUGUUUUUCGUGGCAAAUAAAAUAAAUUAUUUUUUUUUUUUAAUUUUUUUCUUUUUAACCACAUUACCCUGUAUUUUGCAUUCGAAUUUCGGUUCUGUGGAAAAAAAUUAUAAUUCAAAGUGUGUUUUAUUUUUGUCUGAUGUGUAUUUAUUAAGAAUAAAUGUAAGGAAUAAAAAGUUAUUCCAUUUGUUCUUUGAUCACUUGUUUUCUAAGUAGCUAUAUUUCUCUUUGAAUUGUAGGCUAAAUACUUUCCUAGAUAUAUAUUUAUGUUUUAAUAUACAUACCACAUAUAACACAAAAAAAAUCAAAAAACAUAUAAAUUAACUUUAUACAAAAAGCCUUUUUAAAAUAAAUUAACUUUUUAAAAUUGAUAAAAAAAGUAAUUAUAUGAAAAACAUUAACGCUAUUUUAUAAGUAGGCAAAAAUUUUAAUUAAUACAUUGAAUCUUAUUUCCAAAAAAAAAAACGAAAAAAAAAAACACAAAAAAAGAUAAACACAAAAAAUUAUAUUUUAAUGUUUUUAUUAUUUUAUAAUUUUUAUUUAUAUUUUAAAAAAUAAAAAUGAUGAAAUAAAUAUAAUAUGGAAGAUAUAUACAUACAUAUAAAAAAUAGAUUUAUUAAAUUUUAAGCAUUUAUACAAAAACAUAUAACAAUAUAAAAAGGAUAAGAAUAAAAAUACAACUAAUGUACAUACAUAUGCACUCAAAGUUUUUUGUCACGGUUCUGAUAAUACAACACAAGGAUUGUAUAAUUUUUGAAUUUUCAAAAACUUGUCAUUCUAAAUUUAUAAAUAUGCACGUUCUUUUAAAACUGAUUUUCUACAUCACAGUAAAAAAUGGUAAAAUAAAUAUUAUCAU
This is a messenger RNA of Condylostylus longicornis, 2622 nucleotides long. It is a transcript of the gene Trp1, whose product is annotated as translocation protein SEC62. Gene Ontology annotation, biological process: post-translational protein targeting to membrane, translocation. NCBI's taxonomy places the organism in Eukaryota, Metazoa, Arthropoda, Insecta, Diptera, Dolichopodidae. Gene Ontology annotation, cellular component: endoplasmic reticulum membrane; endoplasmic reticulum. The coding region runs from base 64 to 1434 and encodes 456 amino acids. The transcript is spliced from 5 exons. The record is from RefSeq and is a predicted model, not a curated record.